Messenger RNA from Moneuplotes crassus, 563 nucleotides. The record is from the annotation of a GenBank genome assembly. Lineage: Eukaryota; Ciliophora; Spirotrichea; Euplotida; Euplotidae.
AUGGGUAAAGGCAAAAAGCAGCGCAUCCAAGAAAAGAAAAGCAAAAAAAACGAAGAAGAAGAAAGUGAAGAGAUUAAGCAUUAUCAUGAAGAUGAGCUUGACUCUGAAGAAGAAAAGCCUCUAUCAGUUGAGCAGCAAGCUUACGUUGACUUUGGUUUUAACCAAAUGGAGAAAGGUGAGCUUCUAAGAUUAUGAGAAGAAACGGAAGACAUGGAUGAGAUCAUUGCUCUCACCGCUGCUACAGAUCCAGCAGUCCGUUUAAAGGCAACUCGAGAAAUGUGCCCAUGUCAUGUCAAAGCUGACAGAGAAGAAUUUUGGCAAAGAAUUCUUUCUCUCUCCACUGACAAAGAUGAAACAAUUCGAUAUCAAGUUUUACAUAAUCUCUGUGAUGGUUCACCCCCUCACCUUGAAAAGAAGGUUGUUGAUGCUUUGGAAGUAUUUAACAGAGAUCCUAAUAAGAAAAUUAGGAGGGCUGCUCAUAAAGUCCUUGGAAGCUACCUCCACACUGGUGAAUGGAAUGUAAUGUAGGCUUAAGCCUUAAUUGUUAUCAUUUUCAAUAAUAA